This is a messenger RNA of Varanus komodoensis (Komodo dragon), 8670 nucleotides long. It is a transcript of the gene COL4A6, whose product is annotated as collagen type IV alpha 6 chain. The record is from RefSeq and is a predicted model, not a curated record. Lineage: Eukaryota; Metazoa; Chordata; Lepidosauria; Squamata; Varanidae. Gene Ontology annotation, molecular function: extracellular matrix structural constituent. The transcript has 47 exons. Gene Ontology annotation, cellular component: collagen trimer. The coding region runs from base 126 to 5261 and encodes 1711 amino acids.
CCCCCGCCCUAGCGGGCUCCCUUCCGCCUUCCCGGAGCGGAGCGGGGGCCGAGCCAGCGAAGGCGCUCCAUGAGCCGAGCGCCCAAGCCGGAGCGCAGCCGCGCCGCCGCCGCGCCGGAGGCAACAUGCGUGCAGGAACCCUCGUGCUGGUCGCCCUCUGCCUGGCCGCCGAUCCCGUGAAUGGGGGUGGGAAGAAAUUCUAUCACGGACCAUGCGGGGGUCGUGACUGCAGCGAGAGCUGUCAAUGCUUUCCAGAAAAGGGAGCAAGGGGUCGGCCAGGACCAAUUGGAAACCCAGGACAGAUGGGUGCUCCAGGAUUUACCGGACCUGAGGGCGUGAGAGGACAGAAGGGGGAGAAAGGGACUGCAGGAGUUCCAGGUGCAGCGGGACUGAAGGGCGAUAAGGGCCCAAUAGGAGUUCCUGGAUUCCAAGGAAUAUACGGCGUUCCUGGUCACCCUGGCCAACCGGGACCAAGGGGCCUUCCUGGCCUGGAUGGUUGUAACGGCACGACUGGGAGCCCCGGCAUCCCAGGAUUGGAUGGACGUCCUGGCGGGCCAGGCUUACCGGGUCGUCCGGGCGCCAAAGGUGCCAAGGGAGAGCCUGUUUAUGCCCAGGGAUCUUUAAAAGGAAUGACAGGAGAAAGAGGCCUUCCAGGAAUCGAUGGUGCUCCUGGCCCGAAAGGGUUCCCAGGUCUUCAGGGUCCUUCUGGCCCAGUUGGGCUUCCUGGCUUUCCGGGACUACCAGGUCCACCCGGGCCAGCAGGUCCUGUGGGUAACAGCGGCCUCGUUUUCCAGGGAGAAAAAGGAGCAAAAGGAGAUGUUGGACUUCCAGGCCCUCCCGGCCCUCCACCCUCCACCGGGAUAUUGGAAUUCCUGGGAUUUCCCAAAGGACAGCAAGGAGCAAAGGGCAUUCCUGGCCCCAGAGGACUUCCUGGUCCCCCGGGGUUCCCUGGUCCUCCGGGCAUUGAUGCUUUUGUGGAGAAAGGAGAAAAGGGUGUACCAGGCCUUCCAGGACCCAGGGGAGACCCAGGACUGAAGGGCACGGAUGGGAGCCCUGGCAGAGAGGGCCUGGAAGGAGACAGAGGAUUUCCUGGACAGCCUGGAUCACCUGGAGGAAAGGGUGACUUUGGUGCUAUCGGCCCACCAGGUCCUACAAUAGUGAUUGACAGAGAAGGUGCCGUGAUCUCAGGUCCUCCUGGGGAGCCGGGGACACCAGGAAUCCCUGGCUCCAGAGGUGAAAAAGGCAGUGUUGGCUCACCAGGUCUUGCCGGCCGACCAGGAAUUCCUUCACCCUUUCCAAGUCCCACAGGUCUGAUGGGAUUCCCAGGUGUCCCAGGACUUAAAGGUGACCGAGGAGACCCUGGUCAAGCAACAUUUGGAUUCCCUGGCCAACCUGGCAAAGAUGGGGCUCCAGGUUCGCCAGGGGCUCCAGGCUUACCUGGCCCAUCACGGACCAUAGAUACAGCAGGAGCAAUCUUUAGUGGAGAACCCGGAGAACCAGGAGUCCCUGGACCGAGAGGGCCACCAGGGAUCUUUGGUCCAAAAGGGUACAAAGGCGAAGGAGGCGAUUGUGCUUGUGACGGAGGAAUCGUCAGGGUUGGCUUGAAAGGGGAGCCAGGAGAGCCUGGCCUACCUGGAAGACCAGGAGAACUAGGCCUGAGAGGACCUUUGGGAGAGCCAGGAAGCAGUACACCUGGACCACCAGGCCCACCAGGCUCGUUUGGUCAGCCUGGACUUAUAGGCCUCAAGGGAGCGAAAGGAGAACCAUUGAUAGCCUCCGGCAGAGGAGCGCGAGGAGAUCCAGGGGACAUGGGCCCCAGGGGCCCUUCAGGUGUGCCAGGAAUUCCCGGUAGGGCUGGCACCCCCGGUUUGCAAGGUCCACCUGGUCCUCCGGGUGAUGGUGGACUUGGCUUCCCAGGGGAGAAAGGCUUGCCGGGGUUACCUGGUUCAAAGGGUCAGCGUGGAACAAGUGGUUUUCCCGGCAUUGCAUUACCAGGCCCAAAUGGAGCUCGUGGGCCUCCAGGUGAUCCCGGAAUCGAUGGGUUGUCAGGGCAGCCUGGUCCUCCAGGUCCUCCAGGUGAUUGCUGCUGCGGUGAGAAGGUUGGUAAUCGAGUCUUAGACCCUCUGGGAGGUGUAGUCCUACCAUGCGUAAUUCCUGGAGAGUUUGGUCCACCUGGGCUUCCGGGAUCCACAGGAUCUCCAGGUGCCAAGGGAAGGAGAGGGUUCCCAGGCAUCCCAGGGCAGCCGGGAUUAAAUGGUUUCAAAGGACAGCAAGGGACACCAGGACAAGCUGGGCUCCCAGGAAUGCCAGGCUUCUCUGGCAUCCGUGGAGAUCAAGGGCUGCAAGGACUUCCAGGGCUUGAUGGACCUGAUGGCUUUCAUGGGAAACCAGGUGCUCCUGGUUUGCCGGGUGCAAAGGGGCUGCCUGGUGAAGUGUUUGGGGCUGAAAGUGGACCUCCAGGGGAACAUGGGCGGCCCGGAUUGCCAGGAGAUAAAGGCGUUGCCGGGGAUUCUGGCCUGCCGGGACCGAAAGGUUUCGAUGGGAGGCCAGGUCUGCCAGGCAUUAAAGGAGGACGUGGUGAACAAGGACUUCCAGGCUUUGAUGGGCUUCCAGGCCCACCAGGACCUGCAGGCCCGUUCGGCAUCAAAGGAAAAGCAGGUCCAGUGGGAGCAAUCGGCUUACCAGGUUCUCCAGGCUGUCAAGGAACUCCCGGAGAAAAAGGCAGAGGUGGCGACGCGGGUCCACCAGGCCCUGCUGGGAUGAAGGGUUUCCCAGGCCUUGAUGGUCUGCCGGGACGUCCUGGAGAAAGAGGAUUCCCUGGACCAGCUGGCCUUUUGGGACCGGAUGGAAAUCCAGGUUUCCCUGGAUCCAAAGGGGAAAGGGGCUCAGCAGGCAUGCUUGGCUUCCCUGGCUUGCCAGGCCUCCCUGGAAUCCCGGGGGCAGAGGGGCUGAAAGGAGCUGCAGGGGCAGUGGGAAGAGAUGGCAGUCCUGGAUUUCCUGGACUCCAAGGCCUUAAAGGAGACAGGGGGAACCCUGGCGCCCCGGGGGCCCCUGUGUUCAGGCCUCCAGAGCUGGAACUCAGAUUCAAAGGAAACAAGGGUGAACCAGGAGCCCUCGGACCUGAUGGAUUUCCAGGAGCCAGAGGGGACAAGGGACUCCCUGGCAAGCCCGGACAGCCUGGUCUCCCUGGUAUACCUGGGUCACCAAGUCGAGAGAGAGGACGGACCGGAGAAGUCGGCUCUCCAGGCCCCCUGGGUUUUCCUGGCUUGUCAGGACAGAAAGGAGCUGCUGGCAUUGUUGGGUUUCCAGGGAUGCCCGGAGAAAGUGGUGCUCAGGGUCUACCUGGCUCACCUGGAUUCCCAGGGACCUCAGGACAGCGUGGUCCAAAAGGUGACCGAGGGGAAUCGAUUGGAAUCCCAGGUGCUGUCGGAGCUAAAGGAGAACGAGGAGGACCUGGGCGUCCAGGUGCAAGAGGCCUUGAAGGACCAAAGGGUGAUCCAGGAUUCCCCGGAAACAUUGGACAGUACGGACAGAAGGGUGCACCAGGGGACCUUGGUCAAAAAGGGCUUCCAGGCCUCCCUGCAGUCGCUGGUUCAAGAGGCAACCCAGGCCUUCCAGGUAGUCCUGGGCAGCGUGGCCCUCCAGGUUUUCCCGGGCUUCCAGGCACUUCGGGGCUGAAAGGCUUCCCAGGCUUCCCAGGUUUGAAUGGCCUGAACGGCUUGCCAGGAACAAAGGGACUCCCCGGCACACCAGGUCUGAGUGAAAGUGGACUUCCAGGCCCUGCAGGGUUGCCAGGCACCAAAGGCAAGCCGGGUGACUCGGGAUUCCAGAUUGGACCCCCAGGGUUUCCUGGACAGAAGGGACUCCCAGGAGAUGCAGGUCGUCCCGGAGCCUUUGGGCCACCUGGUUUGCAAGGACCUCCUGGCCUCUCCUUUCCAUCUCAAAUUCCUGGGAGACCAGGUGACGCUGGACGACCCGGGGAAGAUGGAAGGCCAGGUCCCCAGGGAGCCCCCGGGCCACGGGGACCCCCAGGCCCAGCCUUCGACCAAGGUGACACAGGGGUUCCAGGCUUCCCCGGUGUGCCUGGCUUGCCAGGCCUCAAAGGGGACACAGGCAUCCCUGGGCUAGCCGGAGUCCCAGGAGCAUCAGGAUUCAAAGGCAUCAGGGGCGACUCAGGCUUCAUGGGGAUGCCAGGUAAAGAUGGUCCUUCAGGUGAUCCAGGCUUCCCUGGCUUGAAAGGUGAAACAGGCUUUCAAGGUGAGCCUGGGCCACAAGGGAGUCCAGGCCUGACACAGAAGCCAGAAGACAUCAAGGUUCCCCCUGGCUUAGUUGGAAACCCUGGCUUUGACGGCAUCCCUGGUUCAGAUGGAGAACCUGGGCUCCUCGGACUGACUGGACAGCAAGGCCCUAAAGGGGUUGUGGGAAGGCCAGGCCAGAUGGGACCCAACGGUUUGCCGGGACCACCAGGUAUCAUAGGUGAUCCAGGGACACCAGGUAGCCCAGGACCCCAGGGAUAUGAAGGAUUGUCUGGGAAUCUGGGGCCCGCUGGUUUGCCUGGGAUGCCGGGCCGCAGCGUCAGCGUCGGGUACACCCUGGUGAAGCACAGUCAGUCGGAGCAGAUUCCGCCAUGCCCGGUCGGGAUGGUGAAGUUGUGGGAAGGGUACAGCCUGCUGUAUGUCGAGGGCCAGGAGAAGGCGCACAACCAGGAUCUUGGUUUUGCCGGUUCCUGCCUGCCCCGCUUCAGCACGAUGCCUUUUAUUUAUUGCAACAUCAACGAGGUGUGUUACUAUGCCAGCCGCAACGAUAAGUCUUACUGGCUUUCCACCACCGCUCCCAUCCCCAUGAUGCCCGUCAGCAGCUACCAGAUUGCACAGUACAUCAGUCGCUGCUCCGUGUGUGAAGCCCCUUCCCAGGCCGUGGCCAUCCACAGCCAGGACAUCACCAUCCCGCAGUGCCCGGAGGGCUGGCGCAGCCUUUGGAUUGGCUAUUCCUUCCUCAUGCACACGGCAGCUGGAGCUGAAGGAGGCGGACAGUCCCUGGUCUCCCCUGGUUCUUGCUUGGAGGAUUUCCGUGCCACUCCUUUCAUCGAAUGCAACGGCGCCCGAGGAACCUGCCACUACUUUUCAAACAAGUACAGCUUUUGGCUGACGACGGUGGAGCAGACGCAGCAGUUUCCAGACUUCCCCAUCUCUGAAACACUGAAAGCAGGACAGCUCCGGACUCGGGUGGGCCGGUGCCAAGUCUGCAUGAAGAACUUGUAGCAAAGGCCAGAAGCUGACAAAGGAACUUUGAGAUCUUGCUUGGCUGAAGACCAAGGAACGUGUAACCUUUCCCAAUUGUGCUAAUGAUGUUGGCCUCCACUCGGUGCCUCCCGGAGCCGUCUUCUCUGUAUCACAGAACAUGGUGCUAUAUUUCUUUCAUUCUCCUAUUCAUGGCUACCUCAGAAAGUCUUUCUCUUCCUUCCUCGCUGCCAUUUUUGUCCCCUCUUUAACAUGAUAAACAGAUUUUAAUAGGGUAAGUUUACUUUUGGAGAAAAUGCGCUUGUCAAGAACUUGGCCGUUAAGCAGUGACUGCAUUCACAUGUCUGCAUUAACAAUAUUAAUCGGUUUAGGUGACCCAUUUUUGCUUUAAAAGUACAAGCAUUUUAGAGUGUCACUGCUUGAUCACCUACAGCUGAUUCCGCUCACCUCAGGCGAGUAGCUGUGUACAAGCCUACUCGAGAAUGAAUUCUGGAGGUGUACACAGACACCACCACCUGAAGCAGCUCCAGCUAUCUAUUCCGUGCAGCUCUAGGGAACAGGCCAUGGCCAAAGGCUCGCAUGGCACAUUAGCAGACAAGUGAACCAGUGGGAAACGGAGUAGAUGUUCCCGACAUGAUUGAGAAAACACAUUUGUGCUCUUAACCCACGUGAGCCAGCCUGAGGCUACUGCCAGAAUAAAGGUGCUCCUUUGCAAGCAGAGACAUCAGGGUGAUCAAAGACAAGCAAUUUUAUAAAUCAAUCACGCUGUCUGAAAUGGUAAACGAAAUGGUCCCUGCCUCUUGGCUGACCGUUAGCCUUCACGGCUGGGCUGCUUCACGAUAGGAUUGUGUUGCUGGGAUUUGAUCAGCCUGUGGGCAGCAGAGUGUAGCCGGGCAUUUUCCUUACCCCUCCCACAAACACAUCUCAUUAGCAGCUUUGAGAUAGGUUUCUGAUGGGGCUGAAACUGUGUGUCCAAAGGCGUCAUCAGACCUCAUCUCUGCAAUGUACGCAGAUUUUGGGACCACGAUCUUGUUCUUUGCCACGACCAAGAUGGUGCCCGGCACAGCUUCUCAAAUUGCCAGCUCUGUCCACAGCGCAAAGAAGGUUGUCCAUCCCUGAGUGACCCUGCUUGCCUUUUAUACAUUCAGUGAAGAAAUCUGAGAUCCGUCUGUCCUCGACUCUUUCCCUGUGUAAGGUUUACAUAUUCCAGUUCCAAAACAAGCGCACACCAUUGGUCUCCUCCCUUACUGAGCCCGAGCCAGGCAGGAGGGGCAAAGGAAAGCAACUGGCUUUCUAACCUGCAACCCGUUAAAACUCCCGGCUUUCUUACAUGCCUCCCCUCUUAGGCGCUUUUGGAGUAAUGUAACUGAUUUAAUCACGAUCCGCCCCUGAACACGCGGCUCCUCCUCUCUUCCCUCAGCAAUGCACCACUACUCCACCCAGGGAAGUGCUGCUCAUUUCUUGCUUCAGACGUCAUGAGAAGCAACGACUGGUUAAAAGAGGGAGCCUUUGGCGACUGAGAAGGGGAAGCACAAAGACUGCAAGUUUCCCUACUUGUAAAGGCGGAUGGCUCGUUCGAUGUGCUGCAUCCGAAUCGGGGCAUCGUGGAUUCUGGAUGAAUAUCUCAAAAAGGCGGCAGGUUGCACCAGGCUGCCUCUUGCAGAACGCCACCCACAUGCCAAGUGUUCUAGCUUUCAUGCACACCAAGGGAGCAGUUGAUUGCAGCAGCGGCCGGAUCAGCCCUGGUUACUGAAGGCUGCUCCCCUGUCCCUUAGACUGGCUCAGAGUCCAGUGAAGGACCCACCAGAGAGGGGAACAAGCAGGUUCCCUCUCUGGCCUCCAUCCCGCCCUUUGCUCAUCCACCGCUGCUGCCUGCCUAGGUGAAGCUCAGAUUCAGGAAUCCGCCUCGGUGUGAGCAGAAUAAGCUUCCCAGUGUGCAGCAGGGGUGCCCUAGGCGCCAGCUCAGCUGAACCCACCCGGCUCAGUCCCAGAGUGGCUGCACCAGAGUGCUGUAGGCCGGCAGGUGUUGGAAGGCGUGGGAAUUUGUGGUAGCUGAGGCACAAGUCAAUAGGAAAGGAGUCUGAGAAGUGCAUGCUUGCGUGUGUGUGGGAAGCAGAAGGCUCCGCUGAUCCGUAAAAUGGGUAUGUUUUCUGGAAUGGCUCUGACAAGCUGAAUUCUUCGGUUCUGCAACGCAUGGCCUCUUUUGCAAUCUGUGUCUUCGCUUACUUCGUUCAGCUCUCUGCACUGCCCAUGUGCUGAGAUCUCUGCCUUGGAUUUAAUUGAUCUGUAAUCUUGACUCGCAUUCUUGAGUUAUUGGCUUUAACAUUCUCUUCCAUGGAUUUGCAGAUUACCUUUACAACUAGCUGCAACCUGCUUCCCCAUGCGCGUGGGUGCAUAUAAAAGUUUUAAGUGUGUCUGUGUUUAGAAUGUGUAUACACUUGUGUUAAACCAAGCUCUUGCUGCUGUGCUUGCCGCAACCACUGGUCCUCAGAACUCCAGUAUUAUGUGCGGAUGGUCUUUGCUCAGUGGCAGGUGACUCAAGUAUACACAUGUUUAAAAUAAAUAACUAAACUAUGCCAGAACUGUUCUGAGAUGACCAAAGCAUUUGCUGAAGAUUCCCAUCAUCACAACCAGAAGCUUUCAGGUUUGAUACUGCUAAUGACUGAGGAGAGCAUGGAGGGAGAUUCAUUUUCACUUUGAAUAAAACACACACUAGCAUUAAUAGCAGCUCACAGAAUCCACGGUGAUUGGUAACAGGCAUGCAACCCUGAGCAAUUUUCACCCAGUCUGCCUUUCCCACAGAGCACAUGUGAUCUGUGAGCCUUAAUUGCAUGGCACGGCAUAGCUUCCCUCUGCUGUACUGCAUAUAUAUAAAAAAGGAGUUUUACAAGCUGGUUACCCAGGUUUGUAUUCAAUGCUUUUGCAGCCUCAAAUUUAUGUUUUGCUCUUAUCUUUCAGAGGUAGCCGUGGAACUGUCAGUGUUUAAGUAAUUAAUAGACUAAAUAAAUUAAUAUACUAAACAGUUCAAUUUUACAUUAACGUAACACUGAGAAUAUGUUGGAUGAAUGUUUUUACUGCUAAAACAAAGGUUAUUUUCCUUAUUUUAUUCUGAUGGUCAGGGCGGGGGUAUGAGUUUUUAUAAUGCACUGCUGAAAGCAUUUCAGGGCACUGAUUGUAUUUUAUUUUUUCCCAAAGAGCCAUAAAUACAUAUAUAUGAGUUUUAUGAAUUAUGCUCAUUUUUCCCUCACAUGGCAAUAAGCUUGGUACUUUCUCCAGUUGUGUAACUUUAAUUUCCAAGUUCUGUUAAACAGGAAAGCAGUUUCUGUACAGAAGCUGGGUACUCCCCAGAGCCUGAACAUGGAAUUCAAAUGGAUCCUUGUAGCUCAUUAUGCCUAUCUACAAAUAAACCCCACGUUGGGACUUGGAUUUA